Messenger RNA from Carassius gibelio (silver crucian carp), 2712 nucleotides. RefSeq names its product cilia and flagella associated protein 91 (gene cfap91). The record is from RefSeq and is a predicted model, not a curated record. The coding region runs from base 51 to 2393 and encodes 780 amino acids. The transcript has 17 exons. NCBI's taxonomy places the organism in Eukaryota, Metazoa, Chordata, Actinopteri, Cypriniformes, Cyprinidae.
CAACUGUCCCAAUCGCUCCCAAAUAAAACACGCACCAGUUGAACGCAGACAUGAGCGUCUCUGUGACUCGCACCUUUCAGAAGAAAAAUGAGGGCAGUAGGGGAUUCAGACCACAGAGGACCUAUGAUUAUCUGUACGACCCUGUGUACACAUUGUCAGCUGAUGUGGAUCACGCCAGGGAAAACUUUCGUGCUCAUGCCUCGGUGGAUCGAGUGCGGAAGGUUCCAGAAUUUAACUCCAUGUUUAGUAAUCUGCCACAUCACCCUCGUUUCACCUUACGCCUCGAAGCCACCGAGCCUGUGCCUGUGUUCAUCGAUCGACGCUGGCGAGGCUUGGCCGAGCAGAAGAGACAGGCCCUGCAGCAGCUGACGGGGGUUGUGUCUCAAACACAUAGACCAAACGACACAGAUGUGACGGGAAUGGACCGCUGGAAGUUUUUCAAACGUCCUCUCAUUCCUUUUGCUCAACAGAUUCCUCCUGAUGUUGUAUUUGCUUUGCCAAAAUCUGACCUCCUUUCUGCUUCUGAUGGAGAUGAAAAACGGUCCCCUACUCCGUUCCAGCGGAGCGUGGGAGUUCAGACUGAUUAUCGGGAGAGUGAGACACAAACAGACCCCUUCACUCCAGACUAUGCGGUUCGUCCAGGGACAGCCCCCCCUGAGCUGCUCACACUGGCCACACUCACAUGGGGCCGUGGGCUGCCUGCAGGGCUGGCAGAAGUAGAGAUGAUUGAGAGGGCAAGACUGAAGAGAGCUUGGGAGGCAACUCUGCCCCCGCUGAAUGACCUCUCUCAGCUGGACAAGAGAAGAAGGAUGAUGGAGGAGAUGGAGAGGAAGGAGUGGGCAUUCAGAGAGAACGAGAUAGAGAAGCUGCAGGAGGCACGGCUGACCCUGCUGGUGCAGCUUCUGCGUCAGAGGGAGGAGAAGCAGGAGGAGGUCAAGAUGGAUCGACUGGAUGUGAGCUUUUCCCAGAACCAGCAAGAGAAGGAGGCGCACAUUAAGAAGAUACGCAAUGAAUACAUCAUUUCAUUGCGGAAGCUUCUGGCUAAACGGAGGAAUGUGGAGGGAAAGCUGCAGAGACGUGAUAUUAUAAAAGAUUACUCAGAUUAUGGGUUUCAGACAUACGCACCUCGGUCACGGAUUGGUCAGAUCCCGGACCGAAAUUCCGACCGCAACGUGGUCAAGAGUCACUUUCUCAGCACGUAUGAAGGGCUGUUAGAACUGGAGACAGGUCUUUCUCCUUCUGUCAUGGAGCCUCGAAUCAAAGUGCCAAGACCUAAAGUGACUAAAGGCUUCAUCUCACGCUCAGCCCGCAGAGAACUAGAGCUCAUGAAGACUCAUCAGGCUCUGAAGGAGGAAAAGGGCCGUGUGGUGGAAAAGAAGCCUUUGCGGUUCCUCUUUAAGAGGGAAAAACCUGCUCCACGACCUCCAACCCCUGCGGUGGAAGAUCCCCCACAGGGAGAUGAGGAAAAGGAACUGGCCGUUAUCUUUCUGCAGAAAGUGCUGAGAGGAAGAUCCACACAGAAUCAGAUGUUCGAGGGCAAAGAGAAACGGUUGGAACUGAUCCAGGAGCUGCGCACCACCCACGCACUGCAGAAGGAGGAACAGGACAAGAAGGAGGUGGAAAAACAGGUCAAACUCGCCCUGCAGAGACAGAGAGACAUCCAGUCUGAAAAAGUGUCUCAGAUUGAGUCCUCUAUAUCUGGGCUGUCUGGAGGAGUGAUAGUGGACAUGCUGGACUUUCUCUCUAAAGAGCUGCUCCGGCUGCAGGAGGAGAGGCGGAUCCAUGCCUUCACCCUAUUGGCUGAGAGAAACCGUCGUAUCCGUGAGGCUGAGGAGAGUGGAAGACGGCAGAUCGAGGAAAGGAGACGCAGAGAGGAGGAUGAGAUAUUUAAACAGGUGGUCAAGAUGCAUCAGGACACAGUAGACAUGUACCUGGAGGAUGUGAUCCUGGGCUCCAUUAACCAGACAGCUGAUGCUCAGGCCAGAGAGGAGAUUCACCGCACGGCUGAGGAGCUGAACAACAUCACCUAUGCCAUGGAGGAGACGAGGAACAGUCAGCAGUCUGAAGAGAUCGUGGCAGAACUCGUCUACAGAUUCCUCAUUCCUGAGGUCCAGAAGACUGCUGUCAGAGAAAGAGUUCGUCAGAGCCAGAGAAGGCAUCUGGAAGCAGCUCGUUCGAUCAUCAGUAGCAGCUCUGGAUCUUCUGCAAUCUCCCAGCUCCCAUCUCCCUCAGACAGAGCCUCUUCUGCAGUCCUGAAUGACAUACUCAGCCAAGUAGAGGACGCUGUUCCCAGAACUGUGACCCCAAGAGACCCUGGACCAGCACAAAACAAUCUGACCAGUGAUCCAACAUCAGCAGAUGCUCCCGACGGGAACGGAAAACAUGCAGAUUGAGCCCAUGAGCAGUAAAACAAAACAUUAAAUUCUUGACCUUUACAUAGUCAUAAUAACUCACUUGAUUUGUCCUACCGUACUCAUAGAGACAGAAAGAGUGAAUGAACUUUGAAAGAACAGUACAAAGUUAAUGGUUACGCAAUAAAACCAGUAAGUGCCACUUUUUAUCAUUAAUAAUGAUCAACAUCAAAGUCUGUAAUUAAUUGGAAAUGAAAGCACAGCUUAAAAGCAAAGGCUUUCAGACAUCUUCAUUUUCAUUUGUAAGAGAAAAACUCAAUAAAAGACCCUCAUCUGGAACAAUUUCCAGUAUAGGCUCUAA